Molecule: messenger RNA, 1410 nt
Organism: Gamsiella multidivaricata
Lineage: Eukaryota; Fungi; Mortierellomycota; Mortierellomycetes; Mortierellales; Mortierellaceae
Exons: 1
Coding region: 29-1252 (407 amino acids)
Source: RefSeq, a predicted model, not a curated record
AUCCUCAUCUUCUCAUCAUCUCUCCAUCAUGCCUAGCCUAAAGGUGUGGAUCUUUACCGCGCUGCUUAGUGUCGGGGCCGUCCUCGCUCAAGAUUCCAGUUACGACCCGCUGCCUUUGCCUCCGAGACAGAACGCCGGCCCACCUCGCAGUGCCGUCAACCGCGUCAACGAGACUGCCGAUUUGAUGCUCUUCCAGCAGUACCCCCAGCAUGACAUGAGAGACAUCGAGGAGUUCCAGCAGUACAUGGCCGACCUUUACAAGACCAACAACAUGACUCUCCCCACUUCUGCUACGCCAUCCCGCGUGAAGCGCGCCGACAACGCCCUCCCGCUGACUCCAUUCUGCGUCGCUCAUGCAUACAACCCGCAUCGUACCCGCAUCUUCUACAACCAACGUUCAUGUGACGGCAAUGGCUGGAAGACCCUCUUUGUCUUCAACGCGUUCACUCAAUAUGAUCGCCAGCUGGCCUCCUCUCCCUCAUGCGUCGGUCUCGCGCAGAACCCGGAAAGGACCAUGAUUUACAGGGGCGUGGAUAACUGUAACCGUCAUGGAUGGUCCCACGUGGCCCACUUCUAUGAGAGUGGUUGCUUAGGUGGUGAUCCCGAUGCCAACUGCCAUCACCACUCCUCCGAAAUUUUCCAGGCAUACGAUCCCCACCGUGCCAUGAUCUACCCAUACUACGAUGGUACCAAGCAUGGAUGGUCGCUCUAUUCUGCAUAUGGCUACAAGAGCCGCUAUAGACUACCCCAGAAGAAGGAACUGGACCAUCUGAAAAAGUCCGCAUCGGCACACAUCGACCUGCACAAGCGUAUGGAUAAUGUGGCGCCUGCGGCUGGAAACUUGGCACUUCGCCGAGCCAUUUUUCACCUCAUCACAUACUGGACAAAUGAUUACACCCACCAUGGCAACAUUCCUACAUUGCGUGGCCGAGACCACAGGGCUUUCGCCUCGUGGGCCACCCGCAUCGGCCUCAGUCAGUUCCUCGAUAUGACCAUUGGGCAGGGCCCCUCACGUAAUGGUAUCACAUCGGUCGUCCUCCGAUUCAACGGUAUCACCUAUGCAGUCGCGACCCUCAGAAUCUCUGCCCGCUACUACGCUGAUGAUAUCAUACAUGCACUCACGGCCAGUGUCGAGCGCGGACUUCCGACAAUGGCCGAAUCCGACCUCAAUCUCCUUGACAAGGUCGUCAUGUACCUGACCGGUGACUGGGGACACAUCCAUGGAGCAAUCCAUGCCUUUGACGAACUGUAGUGGUAUCAAUGGAUGAUGAUGGCCGUUUUAAACGCGCGAUGGGAAUAAGUUCUAAAGGUUGCCGCUGCCGCAUAUUUCCACCGUAUUGUACUUUAUUCGGUACGACAAGUGUAUCUCUAGCUCAGCAUAUCAAACUUCAAACAACAAUGAAUACUUUC